Molecule: messenger RNA, 2579 nt
Organism: Limulus polyphemus (Atlantic horseshoe crab)
Lineage: Eukaryota; Metazoa; Arthropoda; Merostomata; Xiphosura; Limulidae
Product: runt-related transcription factor 3-like
Exons: 5
Coding region: 116-1801 (561 amino acids)
Biological process (GO): regulation of DNA-templated transcription
Cellular component (GO): nucleus
Molecular function (GO): DNA-binding transcription factor activity, RNA polymerase II-specific; ATP binding; RNA polymerase II cis-regulatory region sequence-specific DNA binding
Source: RefSeq, a predicted model, not a curated record
CCGAGUGAAGCCAGCCGGCGCGUUAUGUAAGACCGCAAGCUCGCCCUUUUACCAUUCAGAAGCACGUGCGAGUUGAAAGAACAGUUUCUUACAGUUGAAUCAUAACCCCACUGUUAUGCACUUGCCCAAAGAACUUAGACUGUCGGCUGGCAAAGCCAACGCCAACAUGACAGACCUCUCACUCCCGGAAGAACGUGCCUUACACGAGGUUUUAAAUGAUCAUCCAGGGGAACUUAUACGUACCGGGAGUCCGAACUUUCUGUGUUCCAUCUUACCGUCCCACUGGCGUUCCAACAAAACCCUACCCGUGGCUUUCAAGGUGGUCGCCCUAGCGGAAGUUUCUGACGGGACCCUAGUAACCAUUCACGCUGGAAACGACGAGAAUUUUUGUGCUGAGCUGCGAAACGCCACCGCCGUUAUGAAGAGUCAAGUAGCGAAGUUCAACGAUCUGAGAUUUGUAGGGAGAAGUGGACGAGGAAAAAGUUUCACCUUGACAAUAACGGUCAGCUCCAACCCUCCUCAAGUUGCUACUUACAACAAAGCCAUCAAAGUGACCGUAGAUGGACCCCGAGAACCCAGAAGUAAGACUAGACAACAACAACAACUUCGGACAUUCGCCUCGACACUGGGUCAGAGGCCAACCUAUCUAGCACCUCUGAACGAGUUAGAAAACCUGAGACAAAAACGUACGGAAGAGUGGACAUACGAAAUUCCUCGAAGGUUACCUGCACCCCCACCACCCUUGCCACAAGAACCCAACAUGUCUUUGCAACUUCAACCUUCUGCAUCACAAUGGAACUCCUACUGCACAUCACCCUACCCUACCUACCUUACCUCAGCCUCGACACUUACAGCUUCCGACCUAGGCGCUUCGGGACUGUCGUGUCCAGGAGAGGGCGCUGUGGGAAGUAACUUUUCGUGUACGUACGACAACCCUGUUUCAGCAUCGUGGAUAGAGAAUAUUCCAGAAGCGCCUCCGAUGUUAAGUUUACCAAUUACGCCACUGUCUACUUUUGUUUCAACCUCACCGUCCAGUUCCUACAGCAUGAAAUACACUGGAGCAGCAGUCUCAGGAGGCCAUUUUACUCCUCUGCAGCAGCGGGACUCGAACCCAAACCUAGCCUUAUCAUUCCGUCUCUCAGCAGGUCCAGGAGUGAAAGACUCAAGCCCCCUUUUCCCCUCCAGAUCGACUGUUUCAUCCUCAUCAUUCUCAAUACCGGAUAUCCGAAUAUCUCACGAGCAAGAACUAUCCAAUAGGAAUCCUGUAGCCAACAUUACAAUGGGAGAACUUUCCUCUCCUAGCGGCACGUUGACACAACUCGGCGUGAACAACAAUCCAAAUUAUCCACUGCCUGUGAACCAUAACUGGGGCUGUAACUUCCUACCUUCUCCUAGCUAUUAUGGCAAUACGAGUUCAAAUAGUUCGCCACCUGGUGGGAGAUUCCUAAGUUCUCCGGCAGUCCCUUCACCUUUAUUGUAUCAUCAACCCCAGCCUUUAUCUCCCUCGCCACUUCAUCUAUUAGGGAGCGAAAUGAGGUCAAUAGGAGAUCUUCCCCUAGUUUCUUACCACCAACAACAGAGAUUAGACAAUCUGUCCUCUGGUUUUGAUAGUUUCUUAUCUGGCCAAUCUAAUCAGGGUUUAGUUCCUAGACUACUGCACGAUGUCAAUGUAACAAAUCUUCAAUCCACUGAAGCGCCCUCUAGCCAAGCACUGAAUUCAUUACCACCGAGUGCAACAUCGGCUUCUUCUGAAAAUGAUCAGAUUGACCCAACACUCAGUCAAGUAUGGCGCCCAUAUUAAGUAUAAGUUUCACUUCCGUGAAUAAAGGAAAACCCGAAUCUUAAAAUGGAAACCGAAACAAUGGUUUGUCUUCCACGUCUGUCGUUUCGUAAGAAGGAUCUAUGGCAACAGGUAGUUCUUUAUCAAUAUUUAUGCGGUAUGAGGGUCUUAUUGUAGAUGAAAAACCGAUGUUAUCAUCUUCAAGCAAAUAAUAUGACGCGUCUGGUGACAAAGGGCCUUGGAAAUGGUGCAGCUUACCUUAUACACAGUCCCUGAUGGAGUACAGUCUGUCUUCUGAAACGUAACAGAAGGAUGUAUGCCAUUAUUAUCACCUCAAGUUUCGGUUCAGUGGAUCCUGCUAGCACAUCGUGUCAGUUAAUACUUUCUUACGUCAUAUUACACUAUUUAUUUUAAACGGACUAGCCAGUUAAACAAUCGAAACAUUAUUCUUUACACGUUCAAAUCUCGAACUUGAAGAAGCUUAACAGUAUUACAAAGAUUUAAUGACUUCGAAAAUUGUUCCAAUGUGUUGUGUUUAUUUUUUCUUCUAUUUGUUUGUGGUCUGCAAGUUUUUAUCAAUCAAACUGGAGAAAGUGGUGCCACCUACAACCAAAACAUUAGUUUCUUUUGUGACCUAUCUUCGCGUGACAAAACAUAUGCAAAUUGUUAUUCAUCGAAGUGGCUCUUAGCAGACACGAAAUUACAGAUAUGUAACUGACAACAAUACUGUUUGAUCGAGUGUCUGUACAAUGUGGCCCGGCAUGGCCAGGUGGUUAAGGCACUCGACUCGCAAUCUGAG